Molecule: messenger RNA, 765 nt
Organism: Poecilia latipinna (sailfin molly)
Lineage: Eukaryota; Metazoa; Chordata; Actinopteri; Cyprinodontiformes; Poeciliidae
Product: polyubiquitin-like
Exons: 2
Coding region: 168-638 (156 amino acids)
Molecular function (GO): protein binding
Source: RefSeq, a predicted model, not a curated record
GGAGGGUCACAGACCGGCUGACUCGGUCUGUAUAUAAACACAGCUGACCAACAUCAGAGCACAACCGCUGAGGAUCAACGAUUAUCGGAUAUCUGAAGCUAGAAGGGCAUUUUUAUUAUUAUUAUUAUUAUUAUUAGAAAUCCAUUGCAAGGUAAACCAGUUUAAUAAUGGAUAUACACAUCAAAAUGCUGAACGGGACGACCCGCACGCUGAAAGUAAACCCGCAGGACACGGUGGGCUCUCUGAAGAUGCGCAUCCAGCAGGAGCUGGGGGUUCCCGCUGCGAGGCAGAGGCUGGUCUUCACGAACGGGUCGAGCACGCCUCUGAACGACGACUCCAAGCCGAUCAGCUCCUACAACAUUGGGCCGGGCUCCCAGGUGUCUCUGCUGAUCACCCAGCCGUCCACCUUCCAGGUGUUCCUGAAAAACGAGAAGGGGACGAACAGCACCUACGAUGUCACACCCGACGAGACGGUGGAGGGCUUCAGGAAGAGAGUGGAGAAGAGAGAGGGGGUUCCUGCGAACCAGCAGAGGCUGAUCCACGAGGGCCGGGAGAUGCAGUCUGGAAAUCUGUUAUCUGACUACAACGUGAGGGAGCACAGCACCAUCUUCCUGACUCUGCGUCUGAGAGGAGGCUGAGGACGCUGUCAACAUGAAGAACACAUUCCAGUUUUUUUUGUUUUUUUUUUUGUAUUUAAACAAGUGUAAUUUUAAUGUAUUAUGUAGUACAAUAAUAAUAAAAGUCAGUCAUGACAAAUGGCAUGUC